Molecule: messenger RNA, 408 nt
Organism: Prorocentrum cordatum
Lineage: Eukaryota; Dinophyceae; Prorocentrales; Prorocentraceae
Source: the annotation of a GenBank genome assembly
AUGCCUCCAGAACCCAUCUUCCUCGGGGCCCCGAUCUUUCGUGGUGGCCUGCACCGUAAGCAUAAACAUUCAGAAGUCAGCGCGGAGUGCGCUGCGCGGAGCGCACGCCUUUGCCCGCUCGCCGCCGGAGCGGUGCUGGCACAACGGCCGCACCCUUCGCGCAAGGGGAGGGUGCGCGGCUGGGGCUCGCGCCCCGAGCGCGGCCGCGCACCCCUUGGCGGGCUUGCAUGGACCCGAGGAGGCGGACAUGAUGUAGUCUGUUUUCGGGUGACUGCCACUUCGCCGCUGAAGUCCGCACUGCCAUCGCUGCCGCUGAAUCAAUGGCCAACAACUGCAUGCGCGCGAAAGUACGCGCGCGCGCCCGCUGGCUACAUUUUGGCCCAAGGUGGCUAUGGAGUUGAAAUGUGA